CGUCGGCAUCAUAGAUUGAUCAGUUUUGAUGUGCGUAUUAUAAUUAAGAUAAAAAACAUGAAUAGGAGUAGAUCUUUUCCAGGACAACCGGUGAGUAUUACAACGGCUGUUCAACGAUUUAACCGACGUAAAUACGGACAGGAUGACGUCACUAACUCAGCUAAACAUGGUACACAAACAUAUGCUUCCGGUGGGAAUGAAUUAAGUCCAGUAGUGUCGGAAAGUACACGACGAAGACAGAAGUUUUCCAAACAGAUUCAAAACCGGAACCGGAAGUACAAGGAAACAAAAAUGGCGGACUCGUUAUCUGGGGCAGAUAUUCCCAAAAUAACACGAGAGCUAACAUUUUUCCUGCCUAAUUCAUGGGAAUUUGACAAGCCUGCAAAGGAUCAGGAAGAUACUCUGCAGAAGCCUGCGCCAAUUGCUAAUUGUACGGUUCACGUCACAGAAAUAGACAUUAACAUUUCAAAGAAAAGUUGA
Ruditapes philippinarum (Manila clam) is the source of this 480-nucleotide messenger RNA. RefSeq lists its product as uncharacterized. Lineage: Eukaryota; Metazoa; Mollusca; Bivalvia; Venerida; Veneridae. Bases 58 to 480 code for a protein of 140 amino acids. The transcript is spliced from 2 exons. The record is from RefSeq and is a predicted model, not a curated record.